GCUUCGUACCAACAGGAGCGGUGGGUUGACUUGUGUUCACAUUUCGAUUGUAUCACCUCAGUAGCAAAGAAAACCCGUACGGUGUUGUUGUCGAGCGCGCGCGUCCAACUUGUUGGUGCGGUCAAUAAAAUUUGUUAUUGUCAUAAUUGUUUUUAUUAUUAUUUAUAUACAGUGUUUCUGUUUCCAAGCCGAAUGUUAUAUGUUAUGUAGUUCUAUUGUUACUGUUUAACGAAUAAUUUUUAGUCUUCGAGGUCUCACUGCAUUUUGGUUUUGGACAUUAUCAUGAGGCGCACGUGACCAUCAUUGGCCCGAGAUCUGGCGCCAUGGAUGAUACAUUUCAUAGUCAAUUUUUUAUUGAUCUAAAAAAAUGAUGACUGAUGUCAUCACAGAAUGUCUGUUAGAAAUUUAUAAAGCACCAUCAUAUAGAUGAAGAUUUCUCUUGUGUGGCAAGUUUGCCUUUUGUUGUGCAUAUCACUAGUGUUGUGCCAAGAUCGUACUCACAUCAAUGCUACAAACAAGGAAUCUUUUCUACCAGAAUAUUCAAAAUUUCAAAAUUUGGCCAGCUCAACAUCUCAAAAAAUAAUUUCACUCACUCGCGAAGAUCAAAUUGAAGACGAAAUAAGUAGUAGACUUACUACUACCGAAAAAAAUGAAGAAAAUAAGAAAUUAAAAGAUAAUGAAAAACCAAAAGAAUUUACAUCUACAAAAAUAGAUGAAACAAGUCCUAUAACUGUUAAAACUAAUUUAAACACAUUAAUUAGAAGAUAUAAACCAUUGCCGCCAUCGUCUAGUUCAAUUAAAACUGAUGUGCCUGAUGAUGAUGUUGAAGAAGAAAAAGAUUUUACAACAUCUUUUGAAGGAUUGUCUAUGAGACCAUUAGUCAAUAGUUCUGAACGAAAACUUAAGCAACGUUUAGAUGGACUUAAAGGGGUCACAACGAAUAGAGGAAGAACCAGGUUCCAAGGUGACCCAGGAACAGAAAUUCCAGAAAUUGUUACAGCAGCGCGUUUUAGGAAACCUACAAGGUUAAAAAUUGUAGAACAAAAUUCGAAAGAUGAAGUAGAUUCUACUUUAUUGAAUGAUGAUCCACUUGAUGUAACUACUGUUAUAACUACUCUAGAAGAUAGACCUAAAUUUAAAAAGCCUCCUCUAAUAGCUACGCAUCAUUUAAAUUUUGGAUCUACAACAGAAACAUCUAGAAAACCUAACCUUAGACUAAAUUUAAAUUUGAAACAAAAAAUUGCUUCUUCUACCAUUAAAACUAAAUUACCCGAAUUGGAUUUGAACGAGUCUGAUACUACUUCUGCAAAUAAAAAAUUACUCGAACCACUAAGUUAUAAUCAAAACAACAGUUUCAACACUAUCAAUUUUAAUGUGCAAAAAGAAUUGACGGCAUCACAGCAACCUAUACCACCUACUGUCACGGCUUGGGCUUUAGCGUCCCUAAAGGCGCCUAAUAAUAUAAAAAAAAAUAUUAAAAAAAACACGGAUAUAACAAAUGUCGAAGAACAAGUUGCUAAAAUUAAGCCAUUUAUUACGUGGUCUACAAGGCUCCAAAAAGUUAAUGAAAAUAAUUCAACUACAGCUAUGACACCAAGUGAAUCGAAUUCUACUGAAUUUAAUGACGUUUUUAAAAACAUUCCACUUACAGAAAUAAGCACAGAAUCGAAUCCAAAUAGUCAAAAAAUUGUUAUGCUAACAUCAACCGAAAGGCCAAAGCCUAUAGAAAAAUUUAAAGAGAGAAUUGUUGAGAUAAAUGAAACUGUUAUUAAUAUGUUGGGUAGCGAAACUGAUAAAAAUAAGUACGAGAUUUAUGGAUCUCAGAAGCCUGAAAUAGAAAAUACUACAACUAUUAUUGAAACUUUACGUCCAUCAACAUCUACAAUACCUUCAGAGUCGCAAGAAUCUAGCUUGCAUCUUGUAACUUCAUAUAAAUCUAUAUUAGAAAAUAAUAAUACCUCUGAAACUCCAGAAAAAACAUCCUCAGAAACUUUAAAAUUAGAAAAUAAACUGACCGAAAACUAUGAUACUAUUGAAAACAUUACUACGUUAUCCACUACUGACAAUAAAAAUAUAAAUUUAAUGAAUAGUACUGAACAUGAAAUACUAUCGGAAAUACUAACAACUACAUCAAUAAACAAUAAUACUUCAAAUAAUCUAUUUGAAUCUCUGGAAGAACAUUAUAAUGUCGUAAAAAACAUAUUGAGUACAACCGAAAAACAACCUAGCAGUUCAAUAAAAGAUGUUUUAUAUACUGAUGAUCUGGACCUUGAAAUGUUUAAUCAUUCAAGUACAACGGAGAAAUAUAUUGAAAACGUAAAAAACAAGUUGGAUGAAAAAAUAACGGAAGGGUUACAAGAUUCGUAUGAAAUGGUGGAUUAUACAUCAGAACAUCCAUUAUCUUCUACAGAAAGCAAUGUUGAAAAUGUGUCAACUGUACCUAAUAAGACGGCUUCAGAAGUAUCAUCUCAAUCUAAUGUAUUGUAUCAGACUUCAUCUCAAGAUACUCCUCCUUGGUCAUUUAAUGCUGAUACAUUUUCACUGCCCGAUAUCGACUUAAACUCUACUGAAAGGCACGAUGAUUCUGGAGAGGAUUUACAGAAAUAUACUGAAAAUCCUAAGCAAAGUUCUUUACCUUCCAAUAUACAGGAAAUAGAUAAUUCGGAAAACGAUGUCCCUACUUUUAUUAGUUCAAUUACUACGCCAAAUAGUACUUACAUGGCAUCAACUCCUAUGACAUUGACUACUACUUCUCAAAAUCUUUUAACUAUUCAAAAAUUAACUGUUAUUCCUACCACUCAUGUAAUUACUACGUCUUUUAUUACUACAUCCAUUCCACCCGUAACAACAAUGCCUUCGACUAGAAGUAGUAGUACUACCUUAGUAUAUAAAUCUACAACAACUACUUCUACUAUUAAUUCUCCUCUUUUUACUAUUGUAUCUAAAUCUACAACUACUUCUUCAAAUCCUAUUUCUACAUCUACAAUUGGAGAUGCUACUAGUACUACAACUACAUCAAAUCUUAUUUCUACAUCUACAAUUGGAGAUGCUACUAGUACUACAAAUACUUCAAAUCUUAUUUCUACAUCUACUAUUGAAGGUGCUACUAGUACUACAACAACUUCAACUACCACUUUUGAAACGAGCACUUCCACUGAAAGUAGCCUUUUACCUAAUAAUAAUAAUAGUAAUAAUAAGUCAACUAUCACUACUAUCACAACAUCAAAGCCUAUAGUUCUAAAUAAUCAUUCAUACUUGAAAAUUAUGGUAAACUCGACAAUAUCCGAUGUAUGUGAAAAUCGCGAUGAUUUUAAAAGUGCCAUUGUUAAACUUUUCGAAAGUGGAUCUCAAAAUGUUAGUUCUAUCGAUCAAAUUAAGUUUAUAAAUCUUGACGAACAGAUUUGUGAGGAACCUGAUGCUGAAAACUAUCCCGUCGGGAUUGAAUUUUAUUUAACAAAUUUUGAUGGUGACUAUAGUACUCUUACGAAUGAAGAAUUUGUUAAUUUAUUAGACAGACAUAGACUGGAUUACAAGUUGGACGUAAUUGGUGUUGAAUACUUAAAAAGAAUGGCAGAAAACAACGAAGAACGAACUCCUAGUACGAAGACUGCUGUAUAUUUAUCCUGCGUGGUAGCUGUUUGUAUUUUACUUGUUGUAGUUUUAUUAUUUAUUCGAAAGCAACAAAAAAGAUUCAAUUAUGGACAAAGAUGUACCCCUGUAUCAUUAGACGAUUACAGUAUGGAUAAUAUUUCUGUAUAUAACAGUGUGAGAAGAAAAGGAGCACUCAGAGCGUCUAAACGAUCAUAUGGCAAUCCAGCAUUUGAUGAUCCAACCGCGGUACAUCAUCAGCUGAAUUUUGCGAAUCUUGCCAGUUUUGCGGGAGAUAGACCAGCCAUUGAUGAGGAGUUCUCCAACAUUCCAGUGAUUACUGUUAAACCAGAUGAGCUUCCAUCUGGCUGUGAAACUAAAAAUCGUUACGCCAAUGUUAUUCCCUUGCCUGAGACCAGAGUAUCUCUUACUCCAAAAGCCGGUGCUGGACCCAAUUCAGACUAUAUCAAUGCUAAUUUUGUGAAAGGCCACAAGGGAGCUGAUAAAUUUUAUGUAGCUUGUCAAGCUCCAAUGCAGUCUACUAUACCAGACUUCUGGCAAAUGAUUUGGGAGCAGAAUUCAAGAGUCAUAGUAAUGUUAACUAGUUUGACUGAAAAAGGAGUGGAAAAGUGUGCAGAUUAUUUGCCACCAUCUGAAGUUUUAGAUUGUCAUCGUUUAUUUGGCGAUUUCCAAGUCACUUUAAAGAAACGAGAAGUUAAAGAAAAAUUUAUUGUUUCUAGUUUACAACUUAAAAACUUGGAGUCCAACCUAUGGAGAGAUAUAACACACUUAUGGUAUGGUGGAUGGCCAGCUCAGGGUGUACCAUCCGAUUGUAGUGCCAUUAUAACUUUCCUGAUGGAAACUCGAUUAUAUAUGAAGGGUAACAUGGGCCCUCACGUUGUACAUUGUAGUCCAGGUACUGGAAGGACUGGGACCAUAAUUGCUUGUGAUAUAGCUAUCCGUGAUUUUGAAGUAUCUCGAAAUGUUGACAUACCAAAAACUGUAUAUGAAAUUCGAAGAUGUCGGGCUGGUGCUGUACAGACAAGAGAUCAAUAUGCUUUUAUUUAUAAGAUGGUCAAUAUGUAUGCAAGCAAACUAUCUGGAGGCGUACUGGACUCAAUUUAGAAACUUAGUCUAACUCAACUAUUAUUUUAAUACUUACCUAAUUGUAUAUUUUUUAUUUUAUUUAAUUGUGUAUCUCUCUUUUACUGCAAUAUAGACAUAAAAUAUGUCUAUAAUUACUGGAUUCA
This is a messenger RNA of Daktulosphaira vitifoliae (grape phylloxera), 4838 nucleotides long. Its product is annotated as serine-rich adhesin for platelets-like. The transcript is spliced from 12 exons. Gene Ontology annotation, molecular function: protein tyrosine phosphatase activity. Gene Ontology annotation, biological process: protein dephosphorylation. Lineage: Eukaryota; Metazoa; Arthropoda; Insecta; Hemiptera; Phylloxeridae. Bases 427 to 4713 code for a protein of 1428 amino acids. The record is from RefSeq and is a predicted model, not a curated record.